Raphanus sativus (radish) is the source of this 3714-nucleotide messenger RNA. RefSeq lists its product as uncharacterized. The coding region runs from base 1 to 3714 and encodes 1237 amino acids. The record is from RefSeq and is a predicted model, not a curated record. The transcript is spliced from 2 exons. Gene Ontology annotation, molecular function: RNA-DNA hybrid ribonuclease activity; nucleic acid binding. Lineage: Eukaryota; Viridiplantae; Streptophyta; Magnoliopsida; Brassicales; Brassicaceae. Gene Ontology annotation, biological process: DNA integration.
AUGGAUACUGCCGAAACGAGUAACGACCUUCGCGACGUGCUCCGUGCAAAGCGCGCACAAACUCGUCCCCGAAUAAAUGUCAUCAUGGGUGGAUCACCUCCUUGCGGUGAUUCGGUUAGAGCAGUCAAGGACCAUCGAAGGCAAGCCACCACUUCCCAACGUUGGCCCCAGAAGCAAGUAGACGAUCAGCCGAUUACCUUUUCGUCUGACGAUACACUCGGCGUGCACCUCCCUCACAACGAUCCUUUGCUCGUCGUGCUCGGCGUCGACAAGUACGACGUUACAAAAGUGCUUAUCGAUACCGGGAGCUCGGUCGAUAUCAUCUUUCGCGAAACUCUCGUGAAAAUGGGAAUCGAUCUCAACGACGUCAAGCCUUCUACUCGGACCCUGACAGGAUUCAACGGGUCGUCAGAGGUAAUCGCAGGCACGAUCCGCCUCUCGGUUCAUGCAUGCGGAGUCACGCGAACGGUCAAGUUUUCUGUGGUCGGCUCCAAAGCCCCUUACCACGUUAUACUUGGCACCCCAUGGCUACAUUCAAUGCGAGCAAUCGCAUCAACGUACCAUCAGUGUGUUAAGUUCCCAGGAUCAGACGGAUCGAUCAAGACUCUGAAAGGCGAUCAGCAGGCUGCGCGAGAUCUCCUAAUCGCCACGGUUAAAAUUCAGCGCUCCCAGUCACUCGUCAACUCAGUCUCUCCCCCCGCGAGCAAAGUUUGUCCGCAAAAGGAAGAAGUUCUGGAAGUACCAGUUGACGACUCGGACCCGAGCAAAUCUGUCCGAGUAGGCGCGUUUCUACCCGACGAGAUGCAACAGAAGAUCCUCGAGUUUCUUAAGCAAAACCUGUCCUCAUUCGCCUGGACAAUGUCCGAUAUGAAAGGAAUCGACCUAGCUAUCACAACUCACGAACUCAAUGUCGAUCCCAACUUCAAGCCCAUUCGGCAGAAAAGAAGAAAGUUGGGACCGGAGCGAUCCAAAGCAGUCGCAGAAGAAGUCGAGCGUCUACUCGGCGCCGGCUCGAUCACCGAAGUUCGUUACCCGGAAUGGCUAGCCAACCCGGUGGUCGUUAAAAAGAAGAACGGUAAAUGGCGCGUCUGCGUCGAUUUUACCGACCUCAACAAAGCAUGUCCUAAGGACAGCUACCCGUUGCCUAGCAUCGAUCGCCUAGUCGAAUCGACGGCCGGUAACGAGAUGUUGACGUUUAUGGAUGCCUUCUCGGGCUACAACCAGAUCCUGAUGCACCCGGACGACCGGGAGAAAACUGCUUUCAUCACUGAUCGGGGAACCUAUUGUUAUAAGGUGAUGCCAUUCGGGUUGAAAAACGCUGGAGCAACCUACCAGAGGCUUGUCAACCGGAUGUUCGCCGACCAGCUGGGGAAGACGAUGGAAGUCUAUAUCGACGACAUGCUCGUCAAAUCCCUCCGAGCCGACGACCACCUAGCGCACUUAAAGGAAUGCUUCGCCAUCCUAAACAAGUACGGGAUGAAGUUGAAUCCCGCCAAGUGCACCUUUGGCGUCUCCUCGGGUGAAUUCCUUGGUUACAUUGUCACGCAACGAGGAAUAGAAGCUAACCCGAAACAGAUCUCAGCAGUCCUAAAUCUCCCCAGUCCGAGAAACUGCCGUGAAGUGCAGAGACUAACAGGACGCAUCGCCGCACUUAAUCGCUUUAUCUCCCGAUCUACCGACAAGUGUCUCCCCUUCUAUGAUCUCCUCCGAGGGAACAAGAAGUUCAUUUGGGACGACAAAUGCGAGGACGCAUUCGUUCAACUCAAGCAGUACUUGACGACUCCUCCCGUCCUGGCCAAACCGGACGUGGGAGACGUCCUGUCUCUCUAUAUCGCUGUCUCCUCAGCAGCUGUCAGUAGCGUCCUAAUCAAAGAGGACCGUGGCGAGCAGCGUCCGAUUUUUUACACGAGCAGACGGAUGACUGGUCCGGAGACCAGAUACCCAACCCUUGAGAAACUGGCUCUGGCCGUCGUUGAUUCUGCGAGGAAAUUACGACCCUACUUCCAAUCACAUUCUAUCGAAGUGUUGACCGACCAACCGCUCCGCACCGUCCUGCAAAAUCCCAACAGAGCUGGCCGGUUGACUAAGUGGGCGAUCGAACUGAGCGAGCUUGAUAUUACGUACAAAUGCCGAACAGCCGCCAAAUCUCAAGUCCUCGCCGACUUCCUUGUCGAGCUCACACCAAAUCUUGCACAAGACCUUGACAUUCCAAGCCCCAACUGGAUUCUUCAUGUCGACGGAUCGUCAACGAGCAAAGGAUCCGGUGCGGGAGUCCAGCUUCAAUCGCCAACGGGAGAACUCAUUCGCCAGUCUUUCAGUUUCGGCUUCCCGGCCUCUAACAACAAAGCAGAGUACGAGUCGUUGAUCGCGGGUCUCCGUCUCGCCCGAGCCGUCAAAGCCAAACGCUUGAGCGCUUAUUGCGACUCGCAGCUCGUCGCUAGCCAGUUCAGCGGCGACUACGAUGCCCGCAACGACAGAAUGGACGCAUAUCUCCGGGUGGUUCAAGAGCUUGCUAGGGAAUUCGAUUUCUUCGAACUCACCAAGGUUCCCCGCGGAGAGAAUGUUUGCGCCGAUGCCCUAGCUGCACUCGGGAGCAAACUCCACGACCAGGUCAAAAGGACGAUACCCAUACAUCGGAUCGACAGACCGAGCAUCGAUCCUCCUUCCGACGAAAAUCUUCCCAUCGCUCCAAUCUUCGCAACAACUCGACGAUCCACCACAGAUCUCACUGACACCGAGAUGCCCGAUCAUGAAGACACCCCAAUCGAUUGGCGAGCCGAGUUCCUCGAUUAUCUCAUCCGUGAAGAAUUGCCAAAAGAUAAGUGGGCAGCGAGACGCCUGAAGAGACGCAGCGCCCACUACGUCGUUAUGAACGACGAACUUCAUCGAGUAACCGCGAACAAGGUCCUCUUAAAGUGCAUCCAGGGCGAUGAAGUGCGACGAGUGAUGGCUGAAACUCACGACGGAGCAGGAGGAAACCACUCGGGAGGCCGAGCUCUUGCCCUCAAGGUUCGAAGCUCGGGAUUCUUUUGGCCAUCUAUGAACACUGACUGCGAAGCAUACGCCCGUCGGUGCGACAAAUGCCAGCGUCACGCUCCGAGCAUCCACAGUCCCACCGAGCUGUUGCGGAUAUCUACCGCUCCUUAUCCGUUCAUGCGGUGGGGAAUGGACAUCAUCGGGCCAAUGCCGAAUUCACGCCAACGUCGUUUCAUCCUGGUCCUCACCGAUUAUUUCACUAAGUGGAUCGAAGCUGAGGCUUUCUCACAGGUGACGGACAAGGAAGUCCGCACCUUCGUCUGGAAGAACAUCAUCUGCCGCCAUGGUUUACCAUACGAGAUCGUAACGGACAAUGGCUCUCAGUUCAUGUCCGGAAACUUCAAGGAAUUCUGCAGAAACGGACAGGCGGAAUCCUCCAACAAGAUUAUCAUCGAUGGGAUCAAGAAACGACUCGACCUCAAGAAAGGCCAUUGGGCCGACGAACUGGACGGCAUCCUCUGGUCGCACCGAACGACUCCUCGUGGUGCGACCAAAUCCACCCCUUUCUCUCUUGCUUACGGGAUGGAAGCAAUGGCCCCCGCCGAAGUUAACGUGACGAGUCUUCGGCGCGCCAAGAUGCCUCAGUUCGUCGAACUCAAUCAAGAUAUGCUCCUCGACGCCCUCGACGAACUCGAGGAGAAACGUGAUCAGGCACUUCUUCGGAUCCAAAAUUAUUAA